This is a messenger RNA of Aspergillus novofumigatus IBT 16806, 1194 nucleotides long. Its product is annotated as HPP family protein. The transcript has 2 exons. The record is from RefSeq and is a predicted model, not a curated record. The annotation marks the transcript as partial. NCBI's taxonomy places the organism in Eukaryota, Fungi, Ascomycota, Eurotiomycetes, Eurotiales, Aspergillaceae.
ACCACCCCCUCGAAGGGCUUUGACCUCUCUCGCUGGCACUUCGAUAUAGAUGCCUAUUUGAACCCGUAUCUGCCCGCUCCACCAUGGCGCUGGCUGCCUCGUCCUGUCUCUCAUUUCUUCGGAUAUAGAGGGGAUCAACCGCCUAAGGCUGUUGGCAACCUGGUGAUUGCCUUUUGGGCCCUCAUCGGAGCAUUCUGUGGUGUCCUCGUUAUUGCCGAGGCAUCUUUGCAUGUCCCGUCAUUCCAGGCACACCAUGCACCCAUUAUCGUUGCCAGUUUUGGCGCCACGGCGGUAUUGGAAUUCUCUGCCAUCGAUUCCCCGUUCGCCCAACCUCGGAAUAUGAUCGUGGGUCAGCUGGCAGCGAGCAUCAUUGGUGUAGCGAUUGGGAAGCUCUUUGCCUUGAAUCACCAUGCCCAUGCGUUACCCCAAGUCGGAGGAGCUCUUGCUUGUGCUAUCACUGUCGCUUUCAUGGCUAUCACGAAUACCACGCAUCCUCCUGCCGGCGCCACAGCUCUGUUAGCCGUCACCGAGGCAUAUGAGCUGGGCUGGUACCUGGUUCCGGUGGUGCUGCUAGGAUGUGUGCUGAUCCUUUCUGUGGCAUUAAUGAUCAACAACAUUCAGCGGCGGUUCCCCGUCUACUGGUGGACACCGCAUAGCCUUGCACGUCCGAAACUCGAGGAUGCUGAAAGCGUCAGACAUGAGAAAGCACUCAGUAUCAAACCCACUGAAUCUGAGGACAGCGUCACGGAUGCGCCUGAGCAAAUAAUCAUUCGGCCUGGCGAAGUAUUGAUGCCUGACAACCUCUGGAUCACUGCAGAAGAAAGGGAGGUGUUGGAGAGGGUCAGUCAACGAAUACAAUAGAUCUGCUUUUCUCUAGCUUUCAGCAUAUAGAGAGCAGCGCUAGAGUUAUAAUGAUAAGUUAUACACGAUGCCUCACUCUGAACAUGUCGAACUUUUCUUCACUACAUCCCACGAACAUCACUCAACUGGAUAGCAAAGGCCGUCAGUGCCUUAGGCUUAAGGCCAAAACUCACGUGCAUCAAAGCUGCCCAAUCAGGCCUGGCGGCGCCACGUACCAUGCAGUGACGUCGCUUGGCCAAUGAGAAUCAGGCCCACUGAACGAAUUUUCGAUGGACGGCCACAAGGUAUCUAAAGACUUCUUUAUCCCUCCCAACAUCUUCUUGGGUGUUGGUC